Messenger RNA from Limanda limanda (common dab), 3502 nucleotides. It is a transcript of the gene tmem115, whose product is annotated as transmembrane protein 115. NCBI's taxonomy places the organism in Eukaryota, Metazoa, Chordata, Actinopteri, Pleuronectiformes, Pleuronectidae. The record is from RefSeq and is a predicted model, not a curated record. Gene Ontology annotation, cellular component: Golgi apparatus; membrane. The transcript has 3 exons. Gene Ontology annotation, biological process: retrograde vesicle-mediated transport, Golgi to endoplasmic reticulum. The coding region runs from base 1021 to 2178 and encodes 385 amino acids.
UGACGGUGGCAGACAGCCUCAGUAACCGAGGAGGAGUUCCUGCUAACACAAGAUACGUUUUCCAACGAGCUGCUCUGGAAAAGCCCAAGAGCAGGGAAACAGACGACUGCCACCGAGGCGUUGUGGGAAACCUGCGAGCUAUACGUGACCUGACGCCGCCGCACAAGCGACUCUCACAUUUGUUUUGGAGGCCUGUUGCUAACUCCGGGAAAUCCUCGGGCUAGCCCCGGUAGUCACUGGGCCGGAACAGGACGUGGAGGACCAGGAGCUGGAGCUCCGGGGGCUGCUUCAGUCGACGCUAGCUGCUCCAUCUUACUGGAUACACGAAGACGUGAGCUCCCCAUGCUCCUCGGUGGUGGAUCUGAAUCAGCGUGACUCGAGACGAUGUCACUUUGACAGCUAGCUAACAUUAGCUCUCCUGUGUUUACAAGCCAAAGCUCCUCUGGAGAGGUGGCCACUUAGGUGUGUUUGCUUCAGUUGGGGGGUUUCACGCUCGGCCUCUUUUCACCUGCCUGCUCGCUGGGGGUGAUUUGUGAACUUGUUGAACUUCUGCGUCCUCGGACUGAAGGUCGCCAGCUCCACCAGAAGGUCUCUUCGCUGAGGCUAUCACACCUCCAGGCUUAUCUGCUGCAGCGCAAACUUUGUUAGCUGCUCGCACUUGUGAGGAUCAGUCGAGUUUCUUUGUUUCCUUUAAUGUUAGAUGCAGAACAUCAAAUAUAUUGUUACGGGUUAAAAACACGUAUCGGCUUUAAAUGCGAAGACGAACAGGUUUGAUCAGAAGGAGUCGACGUGUCCUGAUCUGAUUAUUAUUGGGACACAGGUGAAGCACAGUGUCCCGGAUGCCGACUCCCAGAGGAGUGUGGGUUUUGCUGCUGUCAGGACGCCCAGGUGUCACCUGUUCUGCUCGGCUUUGUUAAUCUCACACCAGCAUCCAACAUCUGCUGCACCAGAGGGAACAUCCGUCCCGUCCCGGUCUUGAGCUGACCUGGUCAAGAAGGAACAUCUCACAACAACACCACGAUGAAUCGCUACCUGCCAGUGGCACGGCAGCACUUCCUGUCUGCUCUGGCCAGCACCAGUGUGGUGGUGAAGAGCAUCAGCGCCGUGGUGGUGCUCCUCUACCUGCUGUCAUGGGCCGUCGAAACCCAGUACGCGCUGGCGGUGACCCCGGGGUACCUCUUUCCGCCCAACUUCUAUGUGUGGACACUGGUGACCCACGGGGUCGUGGAGCUGCACUUCUGGGGCGUGGCAGCCAAUGUGGGGACAGUCAUGGCCUGUGGUCGCCUCCUGGAGCCUCUGUGGGGCGCUCUGGAGCUCCUGAUCUUUUUUGCAGUGGUUAACGUGUCUGCAGGCCUCCUGGCUGGACUCUCCUACCUCCUCACCUAUGUGGCCACCUUUGACCUGGACUUCCUGUUUGAUGUGCGGGUCCAUGGAGCAGCCGGGUUCCUUGGAGGUGUCCUGGUGGCGUUGAAGCAGACCAUGGGGGACACGACGGUGCUCAGAGUGCCACAGGUGAGACUUAAAGCAGCACCAGCUUUGGUCCUCCUGCUCCUGGCUUUACUGCGCCUGUCUGGGCUGCUCGACAACUCUGCCCCACUGGCUGCGUACAGCUACGGCGCACUGUCUGGUUGGGUCUACCUGCGCUUCUACCAGAGGCACAGCCGGGGACGCGGGGACAUGUCGGACCACUUCGCCUUUGCAAGUUUCUUCCCUGAGGCUGUGCAGCCCGUCGUGGGGCUGCUGGCGGGGCUGAUCCACGCCGCUCUUGUGAAGAUAAAGGUUUGCAGGAAGAUGGUGAAGAGAUACGACGUGGGGGCACCGUCCUCCAUCACUAUCAGCCUGCCAGGGACGGACCCACAGGAUGCAGAGAGGAGGAGACAACUGGCCCUCAAAGCUCUAAACGAGCGCCUAAAGCGUGUGGAGGACCAGUCUGCCUGGCCGAGCAUGGACGACGAGGAAGAUGAGGAUGAGGACGAAGUCAGAACUGACACACAUCCACUCCUCCCAGGUGGGAGAGACCCCUCAUCCUCCUCCACACUGAGACCAGCAGGGGGACCCAUCGGCGCCUCCACCUUGUCAUCCUCAAUGUCGCAGAGCGGCGGAGCAGUAUCCACAGGCGGCACACAACACCCGGAGUCCAGCAUCAUCAGCUUCGAGGAUGCACCUUCUAGAUCGUAACAAAUGGAACGUACAUUUUACGGAUCCGCACGCUGUGUUCUGUGUGACUAGCAGGUACUAGCGUUCACUGUAUCUGGCUAGUAUACUGAUAUAUUCGGUGACAGUGAUUAGGCAUACACCCUCACACACACAAAAAAACAAACACACAACAUCUUUGACAACCGUGCGCUAACACACACACUGUCAAUGUCAUUGUGAAGCCCAGAGAGGUGGUAACUGUGCAGUGCUUUCAGUUGAGACGUUUUGGUUGUUAACACUCAGUGUAUUUGGGCAAAUUGGAUUCUUUAUUCUCCUCAUCCUUUCUGCAUCAUCCAGAAAUUCUGUCUUGUCUGGACUUUAUCCGAACAGCAGAGCUCUGUCUGCUGCAAACUCUAUGUGUCUCUUUCUCUUGGGUCCUAAAUAAAUAACAAAAUGUUUGUACAAUAUUCUUUUUGUUAGUCAUUUUCAGAGCAGCCAUAAUUGUUCUCUGAUUGCCUGCUACAUGAAAGUCGUCAGUGACAGAGACUUGUGCCGAAUUUUUGAUUCUUGCUAAAAGGCCAACUCUUUUCGCGCACUGGUGUGAUAAGUGCUAAAAAGGCGUUAGCGUUUGUUUGUUUGGUUUCACAUAUGUGACCAGAUGUGUAACAGAGGGGAAAGUGUGAAAAGCAUGUGCUUGCUCAGCACCAGCUGCUGUACCAGAGGAAAGAAGCUGCUGCAGGUCUGACCUGCUGAUGAACUUUGAUACAAAGUGCCCGGGGAAAGAAUUUUUCAAACCAGGUUCAUUUGCCGCCUGGUGUUUCUGGAACAGCAGGCUGAGAAAUGGACUCGGGAUCUGUUUUUCUUUUGUUUUUCUUAUUGCCCAGAUUGAUGCUCAGAGGAAAUCAAUUUGGUAUUUUUUAUCUUUGCUUUUUUUCCUUCAACAAAUUCAAAAAGAAAAUUCUAACUUUGUUUCUGUGCAUUAACAAGACAUGCAAAUGGUGUUACUCUCACACAUACGGACGUCGGUGAUGAUUUUGAUUCUUCUUGUUUUAUGACAUUAUAUGUUUAUGUUAAUUUCAGGCCUAAUCCUGGAGUACCCUCCUGCCCCGUUUUACUCUUCCUCAUCCCAGCUCUUUAGCCGUCUGACUGAAUAUGAUACAGAGAAGUGUACAGUGUGUCAUGGUUGUGUUGGCUCCUUUUCAAAUGCAGAGGAGUGAUCAUGAGAAGAUUAGAUAACAGCCUGUAUCCACAGUGUGCUGGUAUUUUUAUGUCACAAUGAUCAGUGGGUUGCAGAUUCAGAGUUUGUAAUUGUAUCUAUGAUGUGUAAGACAUUGACUCAUGAGGAUAAAUGACUUUAAAGACCGAA